This is a messenger RNA of Ophidiomyces ophidiicola, 4374 nucleotides long. RefSeq lists its product as uncharacterized. The transcript has 6 exons. Gene Ontology annotation, biological process: mitochondrial translation; leucyl-tRNA aminoacylation. The coding region runs from base 1 to 4374 and encodes 1457 amino acids. Gene Ontology annotation, cellular component: mitochondrion. NCBI's taxonomy places the organism in Eukaryota, Fungi, Ascomycota, Eurotiomycetes, Onygenales, Onygenaceae. Gene Ontology annotation, molecular function: leucine-tRNA ligase activity; ATP binding; aminoacyl-tRNA deacylase activity. The record is from RefSeq and is a predicted model, not a curated record.
AUGAAGGGCUUUUACAAUGUUCAGUGUCCAAUAUGCCUGAUCUCCGUUGAAGUACAACAACAGGAUUGUUUUUAUAUACUCCCUGUGUAUCCAGCGACCGCAAAGCUUUUCUCCCACAAGGACUGGCAGCUCAAGGAAAACUCUGUGAUUACAAUUGGUGACCUUGACCUUUGGCAGGGUGAAACAUAUCCCACACUUGGGUAUCAACAGCGGUCAUUUCUCAUUCAUCAGAGAUGUUAUGAGCUCAUUAGCCCACUUUCACCCUUGCAACUCCGUCUUCUGAUUGAUGUAGUGGAGCCAACUUUCCUUCCCCUAAUGCCUCCCUUGCCUUCAGUUGCACAUGGAGCCUUUUACUCAUCAACUCCUUGCCGCCUCACAUCGACUAAGCUUAAACUGCACCUCAGUCGCUUGCCACUUGAGAUCCAAGACAAGAUACUCGAACACGACAUUGGGCGCCUAUUAUUCGUUAUGAGGACGGCUUCACAGCUAGUACCCAUCCAUGAUAGCGACCUGAAGGCAGUCCCUGAACACAGAUUCACAGAGGAGACGUUGGCUCUGAACAGCAACACAAUCAGGAUCUAUUUUGUCGUUGUUGGUGGUCGAACCUAUAUCAGCCACCUCUCAGAUGCGGCUAGCCCGGUACCUCCACUAUGUGCUCGAAGGCGUAUAAUCCUGGUGGUUGUGUCUGCUUUUCUCAACUGGAUACUCCACAUGCUGCAAUGGAUGCCCCGAGACAGUAUUCCACUUGCUAUUGUGGCAGCGCUGGGAUUCAUGCUCUUUUCAUCCACAGGAUUGGCACUACUGGGUACGACCAGAAAUGAAAGAAUGAUCCAAGAAUAUACGCUUGAAAAAAGGAACUAUCUUGCAAUCCAAAGUGAUGGGAUGGGUGUUAUAGAUGUUGCAUUUGAACAGACCUCUACUGGGCCAAAAUGGAUCCUAAAUAGCCACGCCCACCCCUUCCAAGCUGAAAUAUCUGUGAACCCAUGCGCUGACACCCGAAGACUCCGGAUCAUUCGAGAUACUCAGAAGUGCCGCGCAAUUAUUUCUCUUAAUCGAUCUGGUGCAGAACCAUAUUUCUGUGGCAAACUGGUUCCCCCACAAGAUUCUUGGGUUGAUUCUGGUUUUCCUGUGGAGUCCAGCCUCACGUUAUCCCACGCCCCAUUUGCAUACUUCACACAUGCAACUUACAUUUCUUUUGCUACGAUAAAGAACAUCAGGUUCCGAGUUGAACAUUUGCGGUGUGGGAUCAUAGAGAUCGAGGUGGAUAUCCCAGACCCACAGAAGAAAUUGUAUUUUGUUAGCUUCCCUCGUCCUCCGCGGGUUCUAAGAUUCUCUCUUUGUGGGAAAACAUUCGCCGAUCGGCAGACGUUUCAGAUUCCAUAUCUUCAGUUUGAGGUUGAUGGCCAGUGGAGUCCUCCCCUUCCUCCUCGUUGGUUUCAUCUUCAGGAACCCAUCCUAAUCGAGAAUGUCCUGGGAAUCUGGUGGGUAACGCACUCCCUUUUAUCGCGGAACCUUAGCGCCGCUGCGUCCACCUCUGCUCGAAAGCUAGAUCUACUAGCCAUAGACAGAAAAUGGAAGGAAAAAUGGAACUCAGCAGCAAGCUCCAAAACCCAGACUUCUCGCCCCACGAGCGGUGCAACCAAAGCAUAUGUGCUCCCCAUGUUCCCCUAUCCGUCAGGGGCAUUACACAUGGGUCAUGUCCGUGUAUAUACGAUUUCGGACGUGCUGGCUCGAUAUAAACGAAUGAAAGGCUAUGACGUGCUGCACCCUAUGGGCUGGGAUGCGUUUGGAUUGCCAGCCGAGAAUGCCGCAAUAGAAAGGGGUAUCAGCCCUGCGGAGUGGACUCGAAAAAAUAUCGCUGCGAUGAAGGAGCAGCUACAGGCGCUGGGAACGGAUUUUGAUUGGGACAGGGAGUUAACGACAUGUUCACCUGAUUUUUACAAGCACACUCAACGUCUAUUUUUAUUACUUCACAAAAAGGGCCUUGCAUAUCAGGCGAAUGGGAUAGUCAACUAUGAUCCUAUUGACAAAACCGUAUUAGCAAACGAGCAGGUAGACGCAAACGGCUGCUCAUGGCGAUCAGGCGCCAAGGUCGAGAAGCGUGAAUUGAAACAAUGGUAUCUUCGAAUCACUGCAUUCAAGGAAGCCCUACUCAACGAUCUAGAGUAUCUUACCGGCGGUUGGCCAGAACGCAUCUUAUCGAUGCAGAGGCACUGGCUCGGAAAGUCAAAAGGGGCGCGCUUGACGUUCAAACUACAUCUGCCUUGCGAGGACACAAGUAUUCAGGUAUAUACUACACGAGCAGAUACCCUUCCAGGAGUUCAAUAUAUCGCGCUUGCUACAGAUCACCCCCUGGUGACAAAAUUAGCAAAAACGGACUUACAGCUUAAGGCAUUCCUUGGUUCUGCAAGCUCAUUUCCACCUACUUCGAAAGCAGGCUAUCGCCUACUUGGCACGGAAGCCCUCAAUCCUCUCCGUGCAAUUGAACAUGAGUCGAAUAUUUCUGUUAAACUUCCAGUUUUUGUGGCGCCAUACGUCCUAGGUGACUACGGUGAAGGAGCUGUCAUGGGUGUUCCUGGGCACGACUCUCGGGACCUUUUAUUCUGGACCGAGAACAUGAAGCACGCACCUGUCACUUCAGUCAUCGAUCCAAGUUCUUCAAGCCAGCCACCUCGUAACCCGGGUAGUCAUGAAUUCGAGCCUUUUACAGGUGAAGGUAUACUUAAUAAGCAUUGUGGAACAUUCAGCGGCCUGUCCUCAGAACAAGCGAGGGAGAGCAUUGUCUCAUGUCUUCGUGACAAAAACGGUUCAGCAGAUUUUACUGAGCGCUGGAGGCUGCGAGACUGGCUAAUUAGCCGCCAACGCUACUGGGGCGCACCAAUCCCCAUUGUUCAUUGCGGUGACUGCGGUGCGGUUCCUGUCCCUUCCAACGAGCUACCAGUCAAAUUGCCCGUAAUAAAUGGAGCCGGGUUGAAAGGGAUAACUGGAAACCCUCUCGAAUCGGCUGAGGAUUGGUUAUAUACGCCUUGUCCGAAAUGCAAAAAGCAAGCAAAGAGAGACACGGACACCAUGGACACAUUUGUCGAUUCGUCAUGGUACUUCUUAAGAUUCUUAGAUGUAUCAAAUGAAGAGAUGAUGUUUUCUCCUUCUUUGGCACGACCGGUGGAUACUUAUAUCGGCGGUAUCGAGCACGCGAUUCUACAUUUGCUUUACUCAAGAUUUAUAUACAAAUUUCUAGCUACUGCUGGAUUGGCACCCGGUGUUCAUUCGAACAUGCCAGAUGCUGCGGAGCCCUUCCUUAACCUUCUUUCUCAGGGUAUGGUACAUGGGAAAACAUUUUCCGACCCUUUAAGUGGCCGCUUCCUACGCCCUUCAGAGGUUGAUCUUUCCACACCGGGCUCCCCCGUCCUGACUGGGACGAGAAUCGCACCAAAUAUAUCAUUUGAAAAAAUGUCGAAAAGCAAACAUAACGGAGUUGAUCCCAGCACGUGUAUUAGCAAAUAUGGAGCGGAUACCACAAGGGCGCAUAUUCUCUUUGCAGCACCUGUCAGUGAAGUUCUUGAGUGGGAUGAAUCAAAAAUUGUGGGCAUUCAACGAUGGUUCAACAAGGUGUGGAAAAUAGUGAUUGACUUGCAACAGUCGUCAGUCCUAAAUGAACUUGAUUUCAGCCAGGAAGACCUUCUUACACCCCAGUUGCCACCUUUGGGCGAACUUUCUGAUGAAGAAGCAGGCGUGCUUCUUGUUGCACACUCCACCAUAGUUUCCGUCUCGACAUGCCUAGCACAAAACCCGUAUGCUCUCAACACCGUGGUAUCUAAUCUAAUAAAACUCACAAACACACUGUCAUCUCUAUCAUCUUCCGCCAAUUCGACACCUGUGUACUCAAAAGUUAUAUCCUAUAUUGCCGUCUCUUCUCUCCUACGACUACUAGCCCCUAUCGCCCCCGCAUUUUCCUCGGAAUGUUGGCAGGAACUACAUGCUUGUCUUCAAAACCAAAAUGUUAAUUGUGGUUCAAAACCAGUACUUUCAACACAAUGGCCAAGACCAUUACUGUCAGACAUGCAGUUUGGACUCCUUCGGGACCGUGGCUCCAAGACAGUGGCAGUUCAAGUGAACGGAAAACUACGGUUCACAACAACAAUUCCCCAUUUCUUGCCAUCUAUCUCGCAUUUAAAGCAAAGCUGCGACGGCCAGGAUUUCCAGGAAGAUUCAAAGCUAAAGAAGGGAGUGACAAAAGAAGAGCAGCUGUGGAUUUUAUCACACAUUCUGAAGACAGAAAAGGGGAAAAUUUGGCUGACGCAGAAGAAUGAUUGGGAAAAAAGAAAACGUAUUGUUGUCGUAGGUGGUGGAAAGGUUGUUAAUGUUGUUUUCUAG